AUGGACAUUCUAAAGACUGAAGUUAACGUGGACAUUCUAAAGACUGACAUUAAGGUGGACAUUCUAGGUACUGACGUUAACGUGGACAUUCUAAAGACUGACAUUAAGGUGGACAUUCUAAAGACUGACAUUAGGGUGGACAUUCUAAAGACUGACAUUAAGGUGGACAUUCUACAUACUGAAGUUAACGUAGACAUUCUAAAGACUGACAUUAAGGUGAACAUUCUACAUACUGAAGUUAACGUGGACAUUCUAAAGACUGACAUUAAGGUGGACAUUCUACAUACUGAAGUUAACGUGGACAUUCUAAAGACUGAUAUUAAGGUGGACAUUCUAAUGACUGACAUUAAGGUGGACAUUCUACAUACUGAAGUUAACGUGGACAUUCUAAAGACUGACAUUAAGGUGGACAUUCUAAAGACCGACAUUAAAAUGGACAUUCUAAAGACUGGCCAGUAA
Candidula unifasciata is the source of this 459-nucleotide messenger RNA. The record is from the annotation of a GenBank genome assembly. NCBI's taxonomy places the organism in Eukaryota, Metazoa, Mollusca, Gastropoda, Stylommatophora, Geomitridae.